Messenger RNA from Sturnus vulgaris (Common starling), 1080 nucleotides. RefSeq names its product ISL LIM homeobox 2 (gene ISL2). Gene Ontology annotation, cellular component: nucleus. The record is from RefSeq and is a predicted model, not a curated record. Gene Ontology annotation, molecular function: DNA-binding transcription factor activity, RNA polymerase II-specific; cis-regulatory region sequence-specific DNA binding. Lineage: Eukaryota; Metazoa; Chordata; Aves; Passeriformes; Sturnidae. Gene Ontology annotation, biological process: positive regulation of transcription by RNA polymerase II; axonogenesis; neuron fate specification.
AUGGUGGACAUCCUCCUCCCGCGGCCGCUCCCGGGCGCCAUGGGGGAGCCCUCCAAGAGGCGGCCGGGGCUGGCCCUGUGCGCGGGCUGCGGGGGCCGCAUCCAGGACCCCUUCCUGCUGCGGGUGUCGCCGGACCUGGAGUGGCACGUCGCCUGCCUCAAGUGCGCCGAGUGCGGGCAGCCCCUGGACGAGACCUGCACAUGCUUCCUGCGCGACGGCAAGGCCUACUGCAAACGGGAUUACAGCAGGCUCUUCGGCAUCAAGUGCGCCCAGUGCCGGGCGGCGUUCAGCAGCAGCGACCUGGUGAUGCGCGCCCGCGACCACGUCUAUCACCUGGAGUGCUUCCGCUGCGCCGCCUGCGGCCGCCAGCUCCUGCCCGGAGACCAGUUCUGCCUGCGGGAGCGCGACCUGCUCUGCCGCGCCGACCACGGGCCGGUCCCCGACGGCGCCGCCGCCCGCGGAGCGCGCAGCCCCGCGCUGCCGCCGGCCGCCGCUGCGCACCUCGCAGAGCCGGUGCCCGGGCGGCCGCCCGCCCCGCGGCCGCCGGCGCACAAGGCGGCCGAGAAGACCACCCGCGUGCGGACGGUGCUGAACGAGAAGCAGCUGCACACGCUGCGGACCUGCUACGCCGCCAACCCGCGCCCCGACGCCCUGAUGAAGGAGCAGCUCGUGGAAAUGACGGGGCUCAGUCCCCGCGUCAUCCGCGUCUGGUUCCAGAACAAGCGCUGCAAGGACAAGAAAAAGUCCAUCCUCAUGAAGCAGCUCCAGCAGCAGCAGCACAGCGACAAGACGAGCCUGCAGGGCCUCACGGGGACGCCGCUGGUGGCCGGCAGCCCCAUCCGCCACGAGAGCGCCGUGCAGGGCAGCGCCGUGGAGGUCCAGACCUACCAGCCGCCCUGGAAGGCGCUCAGCGAGUUCGCCCUGCAGAGCGACCUGGAGCAGCCCGCCGCCUUCCAGCAGCUGGUCUCCUUCUCCGAGUCCGGCUCCUUGGGCACAUCCUCCGGCAGCGACGUGACCUCGCUGUCGUCCCAGCUCCCCGACACCCCCAACAGCAUGGUACCCAGCCCGGCCGAGACGUGA